UGCCCCGGAAGUGUCUUCAGCCGACAAGUCUCCGCGAAGACGGCCGACCGGCGAUAUACGAUGACGUAACAAGCGGGAAGGAAGCCGUCGCCGCCAGGUGACCCGUAGCAUAGGGGAAGGAGGGGAGUCGGCAUGCGGUUCCACGGCGUGCACGGGGCCAACGUGCUCAUCGACGAGGGCGGCAAGCGGGCCACAAGGCUGGCGUCCUUCUGCGACGCGAUCACGUUCAGCGCCAAGCCCGUGGCCGUCGGCUCGCGGCUAUCGCUGCAGCUCACCUCCAGCGAGUCCUGGACGGGCGCGCUGAGGCUGGGGCUGACCGCGCACGACCCCGCCACCGCCGCCGUGGUCAGCUCGACCGUGACGACGACCGUGACGUCGGGCUCGACGGCAAACAACGGCGGCGCGACGGCGCUGCCCCGGUUCAGCUGGCCCGAGCUGGCCUCUAAGCAGGGAUACUGGAUCCGACCACUGCCAGAGCGAUGGAUCGCUCAUUGUUUGAAGCUCACCUUCUACGUGAACGCACAGGGUCACUUUCAGCUUUUCGUAGAUAGCGACUACAAGGGAGCGCUCUUCUCCGGACUGCCAACCAAGGAGCGGCUCUGGCUCGUCGUCGACCUCUACGGCAUCACGGUCUCGGCAAAGUUUGUCACGCCAUGCAGCUCGGCGCCCGUGGAAGUGGUCGCCCGUGGUCCGGACGCCGUUCGCGCGUACAAGCAGGCGUGCGCCGAGGGCAGCGUGCCGCUCUACCGCACGCGGCUGUACAUCGUCGGCUGCCCCGGCGCCGGGAAGUCUAGCCUCAAGAGGGCGCUGCUCAAUGCCGGCGGUUCCGAGGGAGAAAGCGGGGAGAGGUCGGUGGUGGACGCGGUGCACUGCUGCCGGACGUCCGAGAAAGGCGACGGGGCGCCGUGGAUGGCUCUGCCCACCGAGCUGCUGACCCGGACGCCCGAGGACGUCGACCAGAACUGGGUGGAGCCGGACGUGGGCCACAUCAGCGACGCCGAGUACCACCAGGCCGUGGCCCUGAACGUGGUGCGCGAGAUGACGCUGCAGCAGCGAAAGCGACAGCACCAGGAGGACCGGCGCCGGCUGCUCGGCUCCACCCGGAGCUCGGUCAAGGGCCAGGGCGUGCUCCGGCACCGGCACAACCACGCGCGUCACGGCGGGGUCACCGAGGGAUCGGCAGGGGGACACGGAACGGCGCGCUCGACUUCGGUCAAGGCGAGUACGUCGUUGGAUUUGAACGAGAGGCACGGCUGUUAA
This is a messenger RNA of Dermacentor andersoni, 1260 nucleotides long. RefSeq lists its product as uncharacterized. NCBI's taxonomy places the organism in Eukaryota, Metazoa, Arthropoda, Arachnida, Ixodida, Ixodidae. The record is from RefSeq and is a predicted model, not a curated record. Gene Ontology annotation, molecular function: ubiquitin protein ligase activity.